AUGACACUGUCUAUUCGAAAUGCAAAGAAAAUGUUACUGCAUGAUGGAAAGAUUAUGGAAGAUGUGAAUGAUGAAUUGGUGGAGUCCUCCAAUGAUAAUGGUGCGGAUAAUAUGAACAGGGUUGAGGAUGAAAGGUUAGGAGAAAAUGGUCCGAUUGUACCGGAGGUAGGAAUGAUGUUCAACAACGAAACAGAAAUGUUUGAGAUGUACAAGAGAUAUGCUUAUGAUAUACGUUUUCCUGUUAGGAGACGGAACUCAAAAAAAGGGGAUGAUGGCAUUCUGAGAUAUGUAACUUUCACAUGCAGUCGUGAAGGCAGAAGAAGUAGUAAUGUGAGUGGGUCUUUAAAGCCUAAAUCGAUAUGCCAAACUGACUGUAAAGCAAGGAUCUCAGCCUCUUCAGAUUGUCGUGGAAGAUGGAGAAUUAACACAGUCCACCUUGAUCACAACCAUGAGACUAGUCCUUCUAAAUCUAGGUUGUAUCGAUGCAAUAGGGAGUUGAGUGCAAAUGUGAAACGUAAACUUGAAGUGAAUGAUGUUGCAGGCAUUCCGUUACAAAAAAGUUACAACUCCACAGUUGCGGAAGUAGGUGGAUAUGAGAACAUGACAUGUAUAGAGAAGGAUUGCAGAAACUAUAUCGAACAAGUUAGACGUUUAAGACUUGGAGAGGGAGACGUAGCUGCAAUACAGUCCUAA
This is a messenger RNA of Olea europaea var. sylvestris, 693 nucleotides long. Its product is annotated as protein FAR1-RELATED SEQUENCE 5-like. The transcript has 2 exons. NCBI's taxonomy places the organism in Eukaryota, Viridiplantae, Streptophyta, Magnoliopsida, Lamiales, Oleaceae. Bases 1 to 693 code for a protein of 230 amino acids. The record is from RefSeq and is a predicted model, not a curated record.